Messenger RNA from Purpureocillium takamizusanense, 1556 nucleotides. RefSeq lists its product as uncharacterized. The transcript has 2 exons. Lineage: Eukaryota; Fungi; Ascomycota; Sordariomycetes; Hypocreales; Ophiocordycipitaceae. The record is from RefSeq and is a predicted model, not a curated record. Bases 26 to 1240 code for a protein of 404 amino acids.
CCCCCUGCGCGUGAUUAAUUAGGCCAUGGGACGAGGCGACGACCAGCAGCUGCGCACGCACAGAUUGAGAGAAGACGCCUCCGCCAACCCGGGAAGAAGAAGAAGAGGACGAAGCGACAGCGGUACCGGUACCGCCAACAGCAGCACCAGUAUGGCGAAGCUCUCGCCGUCGCUCAAGUCGCUCAUCAACGCGCCCUUUGCGCGGCCCGGCCCCGUGCCCGCGCCCCGGGGCAUCGCCGACGUGUACGCACGCAUCGCGCGCGAGGCGGAGCAGCACCGCGUGGGCACGAAGCCGUGGCUGGCCAUUUCGGCCGCCGCGACGUUCACGCUCAACUCGCCCGACUCGCUGGCGGUCCUGCACCGGGUGGCCACGGAGCGCGGCGCAGCGCCCGCCCCCGCGGCGGAGCUGGUGCGCGAGGUCGGGCUCAAGUGCAUCAGCUUCAACGGCAUCCCGCGCACCAUAAACUGCCUGAACGCGUUCCGCGCGGCGCUGCCCGCGGACGUGGCGGCGCGGCUGCACGACCGGCCGUCGCGCGUGCCCGCCGCCCGCGCUCCUGGGGGGGAGGGCGACAAUGGUGGAAGCCGCGACAAAAACAUCAACUACAACGGCGACAAGAACUACAACGGCAACGACGUCGACGCGGUGGCGCGGCGGGCGCGCGCGCUGUGGGACUCGGUGUACGCGCCCUUUGAGGACAAGCUCAUCGAAAAGCUGGCGCGCGCGCACCCGGACCUGCCGGUGCACAUCCUCAACAGCCACUACGGGCCGCUGCUGAGCGAUCCCGCGGGAGGAGGGCGGCGGCGGCAGCAGCAGCAGCCCCAAAGGGACGACAAUAACAACAACAACAACGAGAAGAAGAAGAAAGCUGAGAGCACGGUCGACGGGAGGAAAGAAGGAGCAGCAGACGUGGAGGAGGACGGGACGACGACGGCGCUGGCGCGUACGGGCCGCGUGCUGACGAGCGCCGUGGCCGUGGCCUGCCUGCGCGCGCAGACGGGCGUGGGGCCGCAGGUGCUGUCGCACGUCUUUGGGCUGCGCAAAGCGUGGGAGGACGGCACGUGGAGGGGCGACGGCGGCGGCGGCGGGGCCGGGGAUGCCAUCGUCGACGAGCACGAGGCGCGGUGGCUGGCGGGCGAUGAGGGGUGCGAGUGGCUGCUGAGGAGCGUGGACAGCAUCGUCGAGGCGUUGGGCGGGAGCACCUUUGCGGGGGGCCAUGAAGCGAGGGGGUCGAAGCUGUGACGGACGGAGGUGUCGUCAGGUCAGAUUUGGGUGGUGUAGAUGUAGAUGUCGUUGAGUGUUAUGCUGUGUGUGUAUAAGAGAGGCUGGCUGCAUAUAUCGGGCAUAGGCAGGGAUGGGGGGGGGCAAAGUAACGACGCUCCUAUAACAUGUAUGAGAGAGAGAUGGGUGCGUCAUGACUGUUGAUAUGAAGAGACUUUGCUUCUUCUAGCAAUGAACAGCCAUAUAUAUCAACGUGUCACCAGGCAUGAUGCGCGCAACGAAUGGCAAGCAAGUGGAAAGAAAAUAUCAUCCAUGUCGCACGACAGCCUGCCUGAGA